Messenger RNA from Pectinophora gossypiella (pink bollworm), 6148 nucleotides. It is a transcript of the gene gig, whose product is annotated as tuberin. Gene Ontology annotation, biological process: regulation of cell cycle; negative regulation of TOR signaling; negative regulation of phosphatidylinositol 3-kinase/protein kinase B signal transduction. The coding region runs from base 160 to 5466 and encodes 1768 amino acids. Gene Ontology annotation, cellular component: TSC1-TSC2 complex; cytoplasm; nucleus. NCBI's taxonomy places the organism in Eukaryota, Metazoa, Arthropoda, Insecta, Lepidoptera, Gelechiidae. The record is from RefSeq and is a predicted model, not a curated record. The transcript is spliced from 17 exons. Gene Ontology annotation, molecular function: GTPase activator activity.
UGACAAACGGUGAAUAGAAUAAGCUGAAAGACUACUUUUAUAAUUUUUUCCCUUAAUUAUGUCGUUUCCUUAUAAAUACGAAACCAAUAGGUAAUCAUCACGAUUAGCUCGUGUUCCUAGAGAAUUCGGAGCGGCGCGUGACGCUACGACUAUUGUAACAUGGGGUCCCGAGACCGGGAUACAAAAUCGCUUCAGGACAAGUUAAAAGUUUUCUUCAAAAAAGCCGGAGUACCGGCGCGCAGCGAGCUGUCCAUCACCGCGGAGCUGGAGCGCGAGCUGAGCGCCGACGUGCCGUUGCACCGGCGGCUGCGCGCCGUGCGGGAUCUCGCCGAUAAGGCGCUGCAAUUGCGCAUCCAGGAUGGUGGAGUGGAGCGCAUAUGGCGCGCUACGCGGGACCUGCUGGAGGCGGAGAGCGUGGAGGCGCGACACGCGGCGCUGGCGUUACUGCGCGCGCUGGCAGAGGGGCAGGCAGAGCGACUAAGUAUCAUGCGCACGGUGUUGUUUCGCUUCUUGCGUGAGUCGCACGCGAACCGCGCGCCCGACGACGCACCACUGCGGUUCAAGUUACUUCACACGCUCACCAACACCGGCAAAAACAUUACCUGCUUUGAGGAACAGAUUGGUGCAUUCCUAGUGGAGUGGCUGCAGCAGCCGGAGACCCCAGCGCUGCAGGUGGAACUGCUGCAGCUGGUCACCAAUGUGGUCAAGUUUAAUGCCAGCUCCCUCGAUGAAGACAUAGUGCACGGGAUUGUGAAUUGCGCGUGCUGGUCGCUGGAGAUGGGCGGCGGCGGGGCUGGGGGCGGCGCCGGGGGCGGGCCCGUGGGAGCGGCACUGGCGCUGCUGGAGGCCGUGCUGUCGUACUCGCUGCUGCCGCGCGCGGCGCUGCGCACGUUCGUGUGCGCGCUGUGCCGCACCGUCAACCUGGAGGCGUACACGCAGCACAGCUGGAAGCUCAUGCGCUACGUGGUGGGCGGCGAUUGCGGCCACGCCGCGCUGCUGGAGAUGACGGACGUGGCGCGCGGCGCGGGGGCGGCGGCCGAGGGCACGGACGCGGGGCUGGUGCGCGGCGCCGUGUUCUACGUGAACAUGGCGCUGUGGGGGCCGCGCCGCGUGCCCGCGCUGCGCGUGUCGUUCCUGGCCGUGCUGCCCGCCUUCCUGGAGGCCGUAGAGCUGCGCGCGCCCGUGGUGACGUACGAGGUGCUGCAGGCGCUGCAGGUGCUGGUGACGCGGGCGCCGCAGGAGCUGCACGAGCCAGCUUGGGACAUGGUGCUGCGCAUCCUGCACGCCGUGCUGGCGGGCGCGGAGGCCGGCGAGCGCAACGAGCUGAUCCAGGCGCGGCUGCACGCCGUGCUGACGGGCGUGGAGCAGCUGGCGCUGGCGGGCCAGUACGCGGGCAGCCUGGACGCGCUGCUGGACCUGCUGGACCGCUGCGGCCACGAGCGGCCCGAGGCGUCCGCCAUGUGGCUCGUGUCCACCCGCGCCGCCGCGCUCAGCCCGUGGCGCGCCGAGUGGGCGCAGGCGGCGCUGGCGCUGCACGACAAGUACCUGCGCCACGAGCCGCGCCUGCCCGUGCGCCUGCACACUCUGGACGCGCUGCUGGCCUUCAUCAUGCGAUACAAGCUCACGUACGGCGAGGAGCUGGUGGAGCGCGUGGGCGCGCCCGUGGUGGCCAGCUGCGCGCUGGACGCGGAGCCCGCCGUGAGGGCGGCGGCGGCGCGGGCGGCCGCCGAGCUGGCGCGGGCCGUCAGCUCCGACGUGUGCGCCGACCUCGUGGACCUGCUGCAGAAGAUCCUGGACCGGCCCUUCGAGAUGUACGUGACGGACGUGCCCAUCCCGGCCGACGCCGACGUGUCGGACCUGCGGCUGGCGGCGCGCGCGCUCGUGGAGCUGGUGCACGACAAGCUGCUGCGGGCGCCCGCGGCGCACGCGGCGCGGGCCGUGCUGGUGCUGCUGGACCACCUGGAGCAGCACUACCGGCGCCCCGCGCUGUUCCUGCACCACCCGGACGUGCGGCUGCAGAUCCUGGAGCUGGUGUUCGCGCUGCGCAGCAACGCGUUCCAGUGCGUGGGGCUGGCGGGCGGGCGGCGGCCGCUGAGCGCGCCGGCGCUGGUGUGCUCGGCGGCGGCGCUGGCGGCGCGCGGGCCGGCGGCGGCGCUGCUGCCGGCGGCGCGGCUGGCGCGGGCGCUGGAGCGCGCGCUGGGCCGCGAGGCGGACUGGGCCGUGCUGGGCGCCGUGCUGCGCGCGCUGCCCGCGCUGCUGGCCGGCCGCGCGCUGUGCGUGGGCCGCCGCGCCGCCGAGCUGGACCAGCUGGCCGGCACGCUGUGCUCCAUGCUGUCGGACCGCAGCCUCAACUUCCCCGACUGCCUGCGCGUGCCGGCGCCGCACAAGCUGUCGCUGUCGGAGUUCCAGAGCGCGGCGCUGCCGCCGCUGGCCGCGCUGGCGCCCUACCACGCGUGGCUGGAGCCCCACACGCAGCAGCGCAUCGUGCGCUGCCUGCUCAAGUUCGGCAUGGUGCUGCGCACCCCGCAGCCGUACAUGAGCGCGCUGACGGUGUUCACGCUGGAGACGCGCGAGACCAUGGUGAAGAUGCUGCCGGAGGUGCUGCUGGACCUCUCCAAGAUCUCGGACACCAAGCUCAUCGCCGCUCCCAUGCUCGAGUUUCUCUCCACGCUGACGCGGCUGCCGCGCGUGUUCUCGUCGUUCGUGGAGGACCAGUACAUGUCGGUGUUCGCCAUCCUGCUGCCGUACACGAACCCGUCGCGCUACAACCACUACGUGGUGUCGCUGGCGCACCACGUGAUCGCGGCCUGGUUCCUCAAGUGCCGGCCGUGCUACCGCCGCAACUUCGUGCGCUUCAUCAUCCACGGGCUGCACAACUACAUCAUCCUGCCGUUCGAGGAGCGGCUGCAGCGGCCCGCGCCCGCCAACGAGGACUCGUCCAACCGGCAGCGCUCGUCCAGCCUGGGCUCGCGCGCCGUGUCCCGGGCGCCGCUGGGGCAGAGGCCCGCGGGCCCGCGCGGCGCCGCCGCCGCCUCGGGCCCGGCCUCCGCCGCCUUCCACGUGGAGCUCACCGAGACCUGCGUGGACCUGCUGGCGCGCUACGCCUUCACGCCGUGCGCCGUCAAGCCGCACCGCGGGGACCUCGCCGAGUUCAUGUUCCACGGCGGCCACUCGGCCACGUGGCUCGUGGGCCACAAGCUGGUCACCAUCACCACCUCCGGCUGCCUGCAGAACUCCAUCAAGCAGGGGCUGUGCGACAGGUGCGCCACGCUGUGCCGGCAGCACGCCGCCGCGCCCCCGCAGCAGCCGCAGCAGCCGCAGCAGCAGCCGCAGCAGCCGCAGCAGGCGCAGCAGCAGAGCGAAGUCAGCGCGAGCGGGGCGGUCGGCGCGGACGCAGGCGGCGCCGAUGUCAGGCGGCAAAAUUCCGGCGAAGGCAAAACGGGUGAACGUGACCCGGUGGCGGAGGUGCUGUCGCAGUUCACGCAGCGCUUGGAGCGCGUGGCGCGCGAGGUGGACGGCGAGGAGGGCUGGGCGCGCGUGGGCGAGCUGGCGGCGGCGGGCGCGUGCCCGUGCUGGUGCGCGCGCUGGGCCGAGGUGCACGUGCGCGCGCCCACGGGCGACACGGCGUGGGUCACGCGCCUGCAGAACCGCGCCGCGCCGCUGGAGCGCGACGACGCGCUGCAGGAGCUGGCGGCGCUGCUGCUGCCGGCCGCCGCGCCGCCGCCCGCCGGCCCGCCGCCCGCCGCGCCGCCCGCCGCCCCCGCCCCCGCCCCCGCCGCGCCGCCGCCCGCCCCCGCCCGCCUCGGCACGCAGCCCAUCAACAUCCCCGGCUCGCCGCAGCGGCAGAGCUCCUCGAGCACCACGGACGACGACGACAUGCUCAUCAUCGCGCCCUCGGGCAAGUCGCGGCACCCGGUGCGGCGCUCCAACUCGUCCCCGGAGAUGUCGUCGUGGAAGCUGGCGGCCCGCGAGGCGCCGGCGGAGGACGAGGCGCCGCCGGAGGCGCCGCCGCCGCCGCAGCCUAGCGUCGGCAAGAAGGCGCCCAAGAAGCCCGACAUGCGCGUGUCGUGCGAGGCCAUCCCCGAGGAGAUGUCGGGCACGUCGCCGCUGACGCAGCCGCCGCACCCGCACCUCAUGACCUACAACUCGGACCCCGGCGAGGGCGCGGCCCCGAGCGGCGCUGACGGCCUGCCUGCGGCAGGCUGGCGCUCGGGGGCGGAGCCCGGCGCGGAGCUGGCUGGCCCGGCCGAGCGCGCGCAUCACCAGCUACAAAAAACGGCGAGCGACAGCACGGUGGGGUCGGGGGCGGGGGCGGGGGCCGCGGGGGCGGGGGCGCUGGACCGCGACGACCUGCCGCCGCUGGCGCGCUCCAAGCGCUCCAACACCAUCUCCGUCAUGAGCCCCACGCGCCGCCACCGGUCAGUAGCGCGGCUGCAGCCCCGGGGGGGCGGAGCGCCCGGGGCCGCGGCUGACGUGCAGUGUGUGCGCAGGGACGCGGCGGCCGGCGGCGGCGGCGGCGGCGGCGGCGGGGGGGGCCUCACGCCCGCCUUCGUGUUCCUGCAGCUGUACCACAACAUGAGCACCUACCCCAUCACGCCGCCCGUGCCAGGCGAGGCGCCGCCGCUGCCCAGCCCGCUGGCCGAGCGGCCGCUGCGCGUGGCGGGCGUGCAGCACGAGCGCUCCAUCAAGAACCUGGACCUGGUGCCGCCGCUGGAGACGUACAAGGUGGGCGUGCUGUACGUGGGCCCGGGCCAGGCCGACGACGAGGUGGCCUUCCUGCGCAACGAGUGCGGCUCCGUGCGCUACGCCGACUUCCUCACGCAGCUGGGCACGCUCGUGUCGCUGGACCAGGGGGCGGACCAACCCGACCUCUUCCUCAACCUCGAGAAGGGCGGCAAGGACGGCCAUUACACCUACGUCUGGACCGACGACGUCAUGCAGGUUCAGUUCCACGUGGCGACGGCGAUGCCCACCUCGGCCAAGGACCCCAACUGCAACGAGAAGCGCAAGUACAUCGGCAACGACUACGUGUCCAUCGUGUACAACGACUCCGGCGCCGACUUCAACAUCACCACCAUCAAGGGCCAGCUGAACUUCUGCAUCGUGGUGGUGGAGCCGUUAGAGCACGGCAUGAACCGCGUAUUCAUCAAAACCAAAGACGAGCGCAUCCGCAGCAAGUUCCUCGCGCACCACGACGCGCAGUGCGUGUCCGACCCCAACGUGGCGCUGCUGGCGCGCCAGGUGGCGCUGCAUUGCUCGCUGGCGUCGCAGAUCUCGCAGUCGCUGAAGCUGGGCGGAGCGCCGUACGCCAGCAACGCGCUGGAGCGGCUGCGGCUCAUCAAGCGGCUGCGACGCCGCGUGGAAGCGGAGCGCCUGGCUGCGGCCGCGCGCGCCCCGGAGCCCUACGCCGGCGGGCCCGACCUGCAGCAGCGCGUCGCCAUCGACGAUUUCAACGACUACACGUAGGCGCCGGUGUACACGACGUCCGAAUGAGUAAUUAACGAUCCAAGGAUCGUUUUCGUAAGAAAUAUUUGGCGUAUAGACUGAUAAUAAUAUAGUGCGAUGUAAAAAAAAUAAGCGCGUAAGAUAAUAUGAAUUCGAAACGAUGAUAAGAACGUCGGGAAUAUGUUUAACCCUCCUACAGCCGCUAGUCCCUGACUGGUGAGACGCGAGCCGAACACUAGCAGAUGUUGUUUCUUUACUUAAACAUAUUUCCUACACUGUGAAAUAGUAAAUUUUACGUAAUUAAGUUUUUACAAUGAAUUUUAAGAUAAUAAUUGUGUAUUGAAGCAGUUUAUCAUUACUCUUUUCUGUUCAAAAGGCUUUGCAUAUGUUAACUAAAUGGUCAGCUUUGUGUGUGGCGUGGACACCAGUUCGUCCUACAGGUUGGACGGCACCAAUGCUGAUUCUGCACCCUGCUCUGUAUAAUUCUCGCCUAAUAGAUCAUCUAUUUGAUUGUAGAUAAUACAUUCACUACUACUUAGUUAGCUACCUGAGGUCUAUUUUAGUGCUGACAGUGUGUCUGUGUGUGGGCGUGGCCUCACUCGCUGAGACACUGAAACAGUUGACAAUUCUUGUUAAUAUAUUUUAUGUAGCAAUUUAUUUAGUGACAAAAUAUUUGUAAUCAAAUAAAUGAUGGCUAUUUUAA